AUGUUAACUCUUGGAGAUGUGACAGAAUUAGGUGGAUGGGAUUUGGUGAUUUUCGUGUUUGUUAUUUAUGUGAUUUGUGUGGUAUUCUUGAAGAAGCCAACAAAAGAGAAACAUUCGGAUGUGGAAGAGACAUUAAAUUCUCUUCCACCAAUGCAAAAGAGAGAUUUUACAGUGGAACAAUUGUUACACUUUGAUGGCAUACAAAAUGAACGUAUUCUUAUGGCUGUUUGUGGAAAGGUAUUUGACGUAACGAAAGGGAGUAUAUUUUAUGGUCCUGAAGGUGCAUAUGGUAAAUUGGCAGGUCAUGAUGCUACACGAGCUUUGGCAAAAAUGGACUUGACAUUGGUCAAAGAUAUUCCAGAUGACUUAAGUGAUAUUUCAGAUUUGGAUCUUAAUACAGCUAGAGAAUGGAUGGAAUCGUUUAGCUACAAAUAUCCUGUUGUGGGAAAAUUGUUAGCCGAAGGCGAAGAGCCAACCGAUUACAAGGACGAAUUGGCAUCAUUGUAA
This is a messenger RNA of Brugia malayi, 507 nucleotides long. It is a transcript of the gene Bma-vem-1, whose product is annotated as Cytochrome b5-like Heme/Steroid binding domain containing protein. The transcript has 3 exons. The record is from RefSeq and is a predicted model, not a curated record. Bases 1 to 507 code for a protein of 168 amino acids. Lineage: Eukaryota; Metazoa; Nematoda; Chromadorea; Rhabditida; Onchocercidae. Gene Ontology annotation, cellular component: membrane; endomembrane system.